Messenger RNA from Bicyclus anynana (squinting bush brown), 1653 nucleotides. Its product is annotated as gastrula zinc finger protein XlCGF46.1. Gene Ontology annotation, cellular component: nucleus. The record is from RefSeq and is a predicted model, not a curated record. Gene Ontology annotation, biological process: regulation of transcription by RNA polymerase II. The transcript has 2 exons. The coding region runs from base 158 to 1549 and encodes 463 amino acids. Gene Ontology annotation, molecular function: zinc ion binding; DNA-binding transcription factor activity, RNA polymerase II-specific; RNA polymerase II transcription regulatory region sequence-specific DNA binding. NCBI's taxonomy places the organism in Eukaryota, Metazoa, Arthropoda, Insecta, Lepidoptera, Nymphalidae.
UCCGAAUUUGUCAUAAAAUGGCGUCAUUUUGAGCAAUUUUCAUGUAACGAGUUCUUGAACGAAAAGUUGUGAAGGUGCUUGUAAAAGCGCGCGUAUUAUUUGAUUGAAUGUCGGUUGAUUAAUGUUUGUGGUAUUUAAUAUUUAUUCACAAUAAAACAUGUUGGAGGAUUCAGAUUUAAAUGCUAUCGUUUAUAAUAUUAUUAGCGAGAAUCGCUACAGCAAUUGCAGGUUAUGCUUGAACAUUUUACACGAACAUUAUGUCCGUUUCGACGACUUGGUCUCCUUAAACCCUGAAGGUGAUAAUUUUCAACCUUUGGCGACAAUCCUGACUAAACUUCUAGGUGAAAAUAUUUGCGAUGAGAUUACUGGGAUUGAUGCUGUGUGUCCUGACUGUGUUGCGCACGUACUUUCAUCGGUCCGUUUUAUGGAAAAAUGCCAGAAAUCUGAUUAUCUCAUAAACCAAGUUUUCGAAAACCUUACACAGACUCUUAGUGUUGACAUAAACACAAAAGAUAAAAACAAAGCAUUAUAUUUAUUGAUUGAAAACUUGGAGUCCAAAGCACUUUUAGUGAAAAAGAAUAAAGAAAAACAAAAUAUUGAUAAUGUGAAACAUUUGCACAAAUGCCAUGUGUGCCUUGAAUAUUUUGAUACAGUUCAAGAGUUUACAGCACAUAACCUAACUCUACAUGAUACUUACACAUGUGAAAUAUGUUUAGAAACAUUUGAAAAUGACUUUGAGUUAAUAAAUCAUGGAAGUACCUAUCACAGAUACAAAUGUCCAGAAUGCCCCCAGUACCGGAGUACAGUUGUGGGGCUAAAAAACCAUGAAAACAUGAUGCACUCUACAUAUACUUGUAAAGAGUGUGGAAAAACCUGCCAAGGCUUACACAAACUUCAAAUACAUGAAGACAAACACAAGGUGAAGAGUGUUUGUCCUAAAUGUGGUAAAACCUAUACCACAAGAGAGUUUUAUGAAAAACAUGUAGAGUUGUGUCUUAAAGACUUAAUUGAUCCUCACCCAAUAAGGAGUACUAUGGAGAAGGCAUUUACAUGCGAGAAAUGUGAUAAGGCUUACAGCACACCUGGUGGACUCCGAGUGCAUGAACGUUUUGCUCAUGGCAAUGCAAAGCCUCACAUUUGUAAAGAGUGUGGUAAAAUGUUUACUGCUCCUAGUUAUUUGAAGGUGCACAUGGUAAAACAUACAGGAGAAAAGAAUUUUAAAUGUGAAAUAUGUACCAACCGGUUUGUUUCCAAAGAGGCUCUUUUGUAUCAUACUAGACGACACACUGGUGAAAAACCGUACAGUUGCAAGAUAUGCAAUGAAAAAUUUGUGAAUGCCUCAGCUAGAGCCGAACAUAUAAAGUUCAAACAUGUAGGUCCUACUUUAAUGUGCGAGAUAUGUUCACGGAAAUUUGUAACUACACAUUUUUUGAAACAACACAUAAGUAGGCAUCAUGACCCAACUAGCAAAUUGUAUUAUGGAAGAAAUAUGAUACCACCCAACUUGCCUGUUGAACAAAACAUGAGGAGAUUUAUAAUUGAGCCUUGAUAAGACUUGUGAUAUGUUUUAAACAUCUCUUGUAAAUUUAAUUUUAUAAAUUUAAUAAUUAAUAAAAAAAUCUUUCACCUCAAUGCACUUCAGAGCUUAAGCUA